Molecule: messenger RNA, 1752 nt
Organism: Punctularia strigosozonata HHB-11173 SS5
Lineage: Eukaryota; Fungi; Basidiomycota; Agaricomycetes; Corticiales; Punctulariaceae
Exons: 6
Coding region: 1-1647 (548 amino acids)
Biological process (GO): cardiolipin biosynthetic process
Cellular component (GO): mitochondrion
Molecular function (GO): CDP-diacylglycerol-glycerol-3-phosphate 3-phosphatidyltransferase activity
Source: RefSeq, a predicted model, not a curated record
AUGCUGUCGUUUCUACGGGCGCGAUGUCUCCGACGCUGCACAAACCCUCAUAAAAUAGAUUGCCGUGCACUCUCGUCGGCAUCAUUGGAUCCCACAGUACGCACCUACGCAAAUGAGCUGGCCAAGACGCAGCCGUGUUUCCCGAUGCUGGCCCGGCAGGUCAAUGUGCUAUCCCGGCCAGACCAGUUCCACGCACGUCUGUUAGACAUGAUACGGCGUGCGAGACGGCGCAUAUUCCUCUCGUCAUUGUACAUCGGCGAAAACGAACAUGAAUUGGUCUCUACGCUUCAUGAAGCCCUUGCGAACAACCCGACGCUCCGCCUUUCGCUCACCCUCGACCUUCACCGCUCGACUCGCCCAGGGCCAACCUCCACCGCCUCUCUUCUCCUGCCUCUGCUGCAAAGUUUUCCGGCUCGGACCGAAGUUCGCCUAUUUCGAAGUCCAAAGCUCAAAGGUCUAAUGGCGAAGGUUGUUCCACCACGGUUCAACGAAGGGUGGGGAACCUGGCAUGCGAAAGUGUACGGAGCAGACGAUGAAGUAAUGAUCAGUGGAGCUAACCUGAACAAAUCAUAUUUUGUCAACCGACAAGAUCGCUAUGUGUGCUUCACCGGCCAUCCUGCAUUUGCAGACUAUUGUGAAGCUUUCCUCGAUGCCGCCUCCUCGUUCUCCUACCGCCUUCUUCCGUGCAGUCUUAGGUCGUCGGCCAAGACCUCUACUGAACGAGAUGCAUCGGAGGCUGCCGAUGAAGACGCAACAGCCGAAGGCUACAGGGUGGUGUGGCCGUACCCCGACGCCCAUCCGCAUCAUAUUGAAGCAAAGGCUAAAUCAACUUUGUCUGCAUUGCAGGCAGCACACUUGUCUUCUGAACCGUUGCAAGAUUCCGCUGGCGAAGAUGAUGUCCUCAUUUUUCCGGUGAUACAAGCUGGCCAGUUUAAUAUUCGAGAGGAAGAACGUGCACUGUCCCUCCUCUUCCGAUACGUCAACGAGUAUUCGUGCUCUCAGGCGCCAUCUCGGACAGGAAGGGAAACUGGACUGCCCGUAAUGCAUCUUACAUCCGGAUAUUUCAACCUUCACGAACCGUACCAAUCUCUCCUUUUGAAUUCUGAAGUGCCGUGUACGAUUAUUGCCGCUGCACCCAAGGCGAACGGAUUCUUCGGCUCCUCCGGCGUAUCUGGGCGUAUACCUGAAGGUUAUACCAUCCUCGAAAGGCGUUUCAUGCGCGCCGUUCGUGAAGCGCGUAGAGACGAAGCCGAUGGGAUCAAGUUCAAAGAAUGGGAACGAGAUGGUUGGACGUAUCACGCGAAAGGUAUUUGGUUAUCGCCGCCUUCGUCAGCCGACUGGAGCACUCCAGCUCAAGGACCAAUCAUGACUCUCAUCGGUUCCACAAACCUCUCCUCGCGUUCUGCGAAUCUGGACACAGAACUGUCCUUCGUUUUGCUAACGUGCUCACCUUCUCUUCGGGCGCAGUUACAGAGAGAAGUCAAUGGAUUGCAGGGCAGCCUCGCUGCAGGAGAUCGUGUCCCCACAACAUCAGAGUCAAACCAGACAUGGACGAGAGACUGGAGAGGCGAGGAUGAAAGCCUGCCGGGAAGGAAGGUCAGGCUGGGGACGAGGGUGCUGGUUAGCAUGAUGGGAAGGAUGUUGUGAAUCAACCCGUCCUAACGAUGCGCGCAUGCCAUUACCAUUCUCAUAAUCGCAUAAUAGACAUCACUCGUUGAUACGGCACUGCUUAAUAACUUAUCCUAUCUUCCG